CACAACAAUAGGGGACUUGCCAAGGUAAACCGCUUUGCGAAAGGACGCCGUGGAGAGUUUCUUGAAAGUCGUCAUUUAUUUACAACUUUGGUAAGGCAGGAUGACUUUUCAAGAAAGAUAAGGAGACCAACAAAUUGGAAGCAGCAAUACAAAGGAAUAAUGCUGCAUUAUCAACCUGAAGUUUGAGUUGCGACAUUGUUUCAUACAUCAGAGCUCUCGGCGAAAGUUGACAGUGAAACUAGAAAUGAGCAACAAAGCAAAGAGCGUAACAUUCAAAGCUGGAAGAGAAGAGAGCGACACCCUUUCAAGUAGAGGCCACACAGAUCGCAACAAAACUUCACCUUACACAAAGUUUAUAUUGACUGAUUUCGAUCCAGAACCAUUCACUGUUUCCGACAAUGGCAACAAAAUUAUCGGCACUGAAAUCGCACUUAAAGAAGAGUUGCUACUCAUCUUCAAGCGUGAGAAAGAGGCCAUGGAGGCACAGUAUGUCAACAAAGUGCAAGAGCUUCUUCGGGGAUUCAAGAAUAAGAAAGCUGAAUGGGAAUCUGUUGUGAAAGAGGAGCGAGAAUUUCUUGAGCAGGAGCUGGAGAACGAAAAAGCAGACAUUCAUCGGUCAUUUGCUCAGGAAAUCUCAAAAAUGACAAGAGAUUUCGAAACAGAAAGAAUUGAAAUGGAAAAACAGCAUGGUACAAAAUUGAGUCAGCUAGAAGACAAAUUUCAAGAGAAAUUGAGAGAAGAACAAGAUAGACAUGAAAAGGAAAUGAAAGAAAUGAAGAAAGAAAUAAAGAAUGAAUAUGAGUUAAAUAUGAAGAUGGCAAUUGAAGAAAAACAUGCUCAAUGGCGACAGAAGUUGGAAAAUGAAAUUGACGAUUUGAAACGAAAACAACAACAUGAGAAAGAUGACAUCGAAAGAAGGUUUGAAGGUGAAAAAGAAAGGUUGGAAAUCAGAUAUAGAAAUGAGAUCGUUGAAGCAGAAAGAAAGUUUGAAAAGAUAAAAAAUGAAAUGGAAGAAAAUUUUGAAAAUGAAAAACGGCGAGUUCAUAAGGAAUGGCUGAAGAAAGUGGAAGAGCAAGAAGAUGAAAUAUGUAGAGAGAAAAAGAAAAGGAAAGAUGUUGAAGAGAAAUUGCGCAGGGAAAUUCAAAUUGUUUCUGAUAUCGAGGAUAAAAACAGAAGAAUCAUACAGCAAAAAGAAGAAGCGGAGAGGGCCUUUGCAACGGAGAAGACAAAUUUACAAUCACUAAAUGCGAUGCUCAAAAAUGAGAUCACACAACUCAAAGAAGAGAUUGAUCGAUUGAAAAGAAGGCAGCCUUCUCCAUCACCUGAAGCUGCCCCUUCACCAACAGUUAUACUGCAAGAUCAGAGACGGGAGCAACAAACACAGCAGUCUUUCAAUUCAAGGGCAGACUUGCCACCAAAUCUGCGAGAUGACUUUGAUCGACUUUUGAAUGAAUACAAAGAAAACCUGAAAUCUAAAUACAAGAAAGAGAAAGAAUUGGUGGAAGAUAAAAUGGAAAAUGAAAGAAAAAGAGUCAAGGAUGAUUUUGUCAGGGAGAAAUCUGAAUUGGAAAAGAGGUUAACAUUAGAGAGAGAGAAGCUGGAGAAAGAGAUGAAUAAAACGCGGGAAGAAAUGGAAAAGGACAUCGAAAGAAAAUUGAAAACAAAACAGCUUCAAGAUUCACUUGCUGUACAGCAACAGAAAUUUGAUGAGGCAACACGGCGUCUUGAAGAUGAAGAGAGAAAAAGGAGGCUAGAGUAUGGAAAGGAGGCUGAGCUGGAUAAAAUUUCAAGCUUGUUUAGCGAAGUAAAAAGAGAAAAUGAAGGUCUUAAAAUGAAAAUAUCUGCUUUAGUGGAAAACAACAAUUUGUUAAAGCAAAUGAAACAAGAGAGUCAGGGAGAAAUCGACCGCCUAAGAAGGACAAUGGAGGAUCUGCGUACUACAAUUAUAGAAAAAUCACAGAGAGAGCCCGCUGCUGCCCCGCAACCACCACCUCCACCGCAACGACCUGAAUACCCGAUAAUAAUGCCCAUCACGUUACCAGAAACAAGACGCGAUCCAACACCUGUUCCUCCUGCACAGCCAGUUCCCUCUCCGCAACCACCAGUCACUGUAAAUGUGCAGCAACCACAACAGAAUGAGAGGGAGAGAGUAUCAGCAAAAAGUGAUGAGUUUGAAGGGGAAAAGAGAAGACUGGACGAGCUGCGAAGAGGACUUGAAAAGCAGGAGAGGGAAUUGCGAGAGCAGCAGAAUAUAGAAAACGCAGCUCGAAUCGCAGUGGAAAGAUCUCAGUCCCGCUAUGACUCACUGACGGAUGACAAAAGACGCCUUGAAGAAUCACUAAAGAAUCUUGAGCAGAGAGUGAUUGCAAUGCAGCAUGAUAUGGUCACGUUAAAAGAGAAGAAAGAACAACCAAUCACGAUCAAUCACCCAUCGCCACCACAACAGCCUCUAGCUCCUCCUCCACAGCCGCAACCAAACACACCAACGCAGACAAUCCACAUUCCAAUUCCAACUUUCAUUCCCAUUCAGCAACCUGCUUCUCCAACACCGGCUGCGCAGCCACCACCAUCACCGACUCCUGUUGCUCCACAGCAUAACGUGCAAGAUCUAAAAGACAAGAUUAAAACGCUUAAAAAAGAGAAGGAAGAUCUGACACAGAAACUGCAAAUGACACAGAGUGAUCUUAGAGAUGCAACAAGAGAAAACAACAUGCUUCAAAAGCAGAUCACGGAUUUGGAGAAAAUCCUUGACAAGUUAAAUGAUAAACUGGAGCAGGAAAACAACAAUUUGCAAAAAACGAAAGAGCAGCUUGAUGAUGAAAAGCAAAAAGGAAGGAGAGCCGAAGAUCAACUUGAAGGAGAGAAGAGAAAGACAGAAGACCUAAAGAAAGAGCUUGGGGACAAAACACAGCGGUACGAGAAGGAAAUGAGAGAACUGCAAGACAAACUGGACCACGCUGGCAAAGUUAUAGCAACACUGGAAAGCAGUCAGUACGCAGAUAAUCAAAUAUAUCAAAAUGGAACAGCCAAUCAAGAGCAGCAGCUAAGUUCUUCGAAACAAAAGCAUCAGAAGCAACGAAAAGCAUCCCGUCAACCGGUUGAAGAAAUGAUAAAUGCAUCCGAAUCCGUACCGUUAUACGAGUCUUCCCCGGAGUGGAAUUUUCCGGAUGAGGAAGAGCAGCAUGCUCCAAUGGAUGUUUUUCUAACCGAAAAUGAAUUCGACUAUCCGGAGCCGGUUAAAGGCAAUGAUCAAUCCCAGGAUGCUUUGAAAAUCAAGGAGCUUGAAGACGAAAAGCAAGAUCUUCAGAAACGAUUAAGUGAGGCAAAAUUCGCACUGGAUGACUAUACAUCAAAAUUAGACAACCAGCUAAAGACAAUUGAAUCUAAAGCAAAUGAUUCAGACAAGAUGGUUCGAAAGCUGUCAAUAAAAAACGCUGGAUUAAGCACAACUGUGAGAAAUCUAAGUGAAGAGAAGGACCGGACUGCUCAACAGAAUUGGAAACUGUUGAAUCAAAAGUUGCAGCUGCAGAGAUUGAUUGAGAGGCUGACCAGAUUACAGGCGAAUUGAGAGAGACCAAAAUACUCAACUUUUAACACAGAUUAAUUUUUUAAAUCUAUUUCAGAUUUAUAAACCAUGCACAAAUGUUUAUGUAUUGAUGCACUUUUUUUAUUUCGCAGCGAUAAAAUCGGCAAAAUGUAUUUGUCUUAAAGAAAUUUUCUUUAUCAUGUAGGAUGUUUAGCUAGAUGAAAGUUGUCAAAUAUUUAUUGUUGAGCACUUUCUGAAGCCUGAAGAAUAAUAAAGCACAAUUGCAAAAUAUCUUUGGUACAUUUUAUGCAGUAUGAUAUAGAUCAACAUAUUAUAAUUACCAAAAGUUUUUGA
Molecule: messenger RNA, 3880 nt
Organism: Rhopilema esculentum
Lineage: Eukaryota; Metazoa; Cnidaria; Scyphozoa; Rhizostomeae; Rhizostomatidae
Source: RefSeq, a predicted model, not a curated record